AUGGAUGAUGCAGUAGACCAGAGAGACGAGGCAUUAGAUCAGAGAGAUGAAGCAGGCGAUGAAUUGCAUACGGUUCCAGUCAGUGAUGAUGUUGUUGUUGAUUCACCAAGUUCAGAUCCAAUAGAGUUAGACAUUGAUGGUUCUUCUUCUAAUCCAGUUGAUGAAGAUUUGGUUGGUGUUGUUGUAAGUAACGGGGUUGAAGCGUAUGAGUUGUAUAACAAUUAUGCAUAUAGAGUUGGUUUUAGUGUGAGGAAGGGUAAUCAACGGUGCAAGGUAUAUAGCAAAACAGUCCAAAUGAAGAUGUUUAUGUGUUCUAAAGCUGGUUUUAAGGUUAAGGCAAAUGCUGGUGUUAGGGCAUAUUCAAAAAUUGACACAAGGUCAGGGUGUGAUGCAUGUGUUCAGUUUGACGUCGGUGAGGAUGGGUUGUGGACGGUUACAAAACAUGUAAAAGUGCACAAUCACGAGUUAUGUGCUGUAGACAAGAGUCAUCUUCUGCGUUCACAUAGAAAUGUGGGUGAUAAUCAACUGUUAUAUUUAAAAGAUUUGAAGAAGAGUGGUGUUGCAAUGGCAGAUGGUAUUAGGUUCUUGAAACAUCAAGCAGGGGGGUCUCCAUUAGUUGGCUUCACUAAUCGAGAUGCUUAUAAUUCAAUUGCUUCUGAUACAUCAAAUUGA
Molecule: messenger RNA, 672 nt
Organism: Ipomoea nil (Japanese morning glory)
Lineage: Eukaryota; Viridiplantae; Streptophyta; Magnoliopsida; Solanales; Convolvulaceae
Product: protein FAR1-RELATED SEQUENCE 5-like
Exons: 4
Coding region: 1-672 (223 amino acids)
Source: RefSeq, a predicted model, not a curated record